AUGGAGGCCUACGAUGAGCUCCUGCGCUGGGCACAGGAUCGGGGAGUUGUGCUUCACGGCAUCGAGCCGCGUCUCAUCCCCGAAAAGGGGGUCGGAAUGGUAGCCACCAAACCACUCAAGGCAAACGAGCGCGUCCUCCACGUGCCCACCUCCGCCCUGCGGACGCUGGAGACGGUCAAGCCCAAGAUCAAAAAGAACCUGCCCGCCGGCAGCACGGUGCACGCCCUGCUGGCCGCCGACCUGGCGCUGGAGAGGCCCAACUCCAAGUACGCGCCGUGGACCGCCAUCCACCCGUCGCGCGAGUCCGUCUCUCGCUCGCUCCCCCUUGCCUGGGCCGACCCGGCGCUGCACGCGUACCUGCCCCGGCCGGCGCGGACGCUGCUCGAGAAGCAGCAGGCCAAAUUCGCCCGUGACUGGUCCGCCAUGCAGCACCUCCUCUCUGCCCUUUCGUCCUCCUCCUCCUCAAAACUGAAAACCGACAACAACAACAAAGUGUCAGCAACCGUCACCCAAGCUGACUUCCUCUACGCCUGGCUCCUAGUCAACACUCGGACCUUCUACCACGAAACGCGCCGCACGGCCCGUCUGUCGCGCGACGACCGCAUGGUGCUGCAGCCCGUGGCCGACCUGUUCAACCACACCAGCGGCGACGACAGUGACGGUAGCGACGGGUGCGAGGUGGCCUUCACGCCGGCCGGGUUCAGCAUCACGGCCGACCGGGCUUAUGCCCCGGGCGAAGAGGUGUGCAUCUGCUACGGCCGGCACUCGGAUGAUUUUCUGCUCGUUGAGUACGGCUUUGUGCUUGGGGGUGGGUCUGGGCCAGGGGCAAGGAAUCGCUGGGAUGAGGUCUGUCUUGACGACGCGCUGCUUCUGAAUGAGGGCGAAGAUGAGUACGGGUACUUUGACCGGGACCAGAGGGAGGUGCUUGACCAGGCAGGGUUCCUCGGCAACUACCGCCUUGACGAGCGGGCUGUGUGCUACCGAACCCAGGUGGCGCUGCGGUUGCUGGUUGUGGGCGACGUGGAGACGUGGAAGAGGCUUGUGGAGGAAGGGGAGGAUGGCGGGGAGGACGUGCAGCGGGCGGUGGAUCAGCUUCUGGCCAAGGUGUUGAAGAGGUAUUUGGUGAAGGUGGAAGCGAUAGUUGAGGAGUUGGGAAGAACUGGGAUUGGGGGGCCCUGUCAGCGAGAGGUUCUGAGAGCGCGGUGGAAGCAAAUAAGCCACUUGAUACGGCAGACCAUUGAGCGGCUUAGUAAGGUUUGA
Canariomyces notabilis is the source of this 1260-nucleotide messenger RNA. Its product is annotated as SET domain-containing protein. Bases 1 to 1260 code for a protein of 419 amino acids. The transcript is spliced from 2 exons. Gene Ontology annotation, biological process: peptidyl-lysine monomethylation. NCBI's taxonomy places the organism in Eukaryota, Fungi, Ascomycota, Sordariomycetes, Sordariales, Chaetomiaceae. The record is from RefSeq and is a predicted model, not a curated record. Gene Ontology annotation, molecular function: protein binding; protein-lysine N-methyltransferase activity.